Pyrenophora tritici-repentis Pt-1C-BFP is the source of this 1763-nucleotide messenger RNA. Its product is annotated as CBF domain containing protein. Gene Ontology annotation, cellular component: Noc4p-Nop14p complex; small-subunit processome; nucleolus. The record is from RefSeq and is a predicted model, not a curated record. Gene Ontology annotation, biological process: ribosome biogenesis. Lineage: Eukaryota; Fungi; Ascomycota; Dothideomycetes; Pleosporales; Pleosporaceae.
GACGCUGGGUUGAAACACGCGCUUCAGAAAAACAUGUCGGGUACAAAGUCGGCCAGCAUGUCUGGUGUGAAGAGGAAGAGGGACCCAAGCAAGCCAGAGCGCAGCGAAUCCAAAUCCAAAUCGAAGAGCCGGCGCAAAUCACCUAGCGACGACGGCGAAGACAUCCAAUCUGAAAUCCUGCAGCUCGAAGCUCAAAUUGUCGAAUCGCGAAAACACUACAACAACAUUGCGACUCUCAUAAAAUUGGCAAAGCAGUCAGAAGAUGACGGCUCAAUUCUGGCUGCGGUUGCGCUGUGCCGAGUCUUCACACGACUAUUGGUAUCGGGCGACAUGGUCAAGAGCAAGGGCAUGAGCGAAGCAGAGCUCGUCGUGGUGUCCUGGCUAAAGGAGCGCUAUAAAGAGCUCUGUACUACACUUUUGGACGACUUCCUCCGCAGCGAGCACCCCCCAAAGCAAUCUGUGGCCCUGACGCUGGUCAUGCGUUUGGUGAAGGAAGAGUCGAAAUCACAAAGGGACUACAAGCUCAAGAACGGGCUCAUGCCUCAGCUCAUAUGGGUUUUGUUGAGCUUGCCAGAAGAUGACAUGACCCGGGAGGAGUUUGCAGAGAAGUACUUCAAGCAGUUCGACGACAUUCGGUACCUGACCUUCCAGAAGAUCAAGGAUAUACUGGAUGGCGAGCUUUCAGACACAACACGACAAGUCGUUGUUGCGAACAGCAUGUCCCUGCUAGCCACGCUCGGCGAAGUCCCCAAGUCCAAAUCCGAAAUUCAAAACUUUUACGUUGAGGUACAAGGGAAGAGCCCGAUAUCGUCGCUCCAGGCAUACAAGGAGAAGGCGCAAGGAGCUUGGUUGGCAACAAUGCGCACAGGAAUGACUAAGGAACAGCGCAAGUCCAUCCUGACCACAUUUUCCUAUCAGAUGGCGCCAUGGUUCCAGCAACCUGAGGUUCUGGCCGACUUUCUGACCGACUCCUACAAUGUGGGUGGUGCAACAUCUUUAAUGGCACUUUCUGGACUAUACUACCUCAUCUCGGAGAAGAACCUCGACUACCCGUCAUUCUACCUCAAGCUUUACUCUCUCCUAGACGACGGUCUUAUGCAUUCAAAGCACCGCUCACGCUUCUUCCGGCUCCUUGACACGUUCAUGUCGUCCUCUCACUUGCCCGCCGCGCUCGUCGCUAGCUUCAUCAAGCGCCUCUCGCGGUUAGCACUACACGGACCCCCAGCUGGUGUCGUCAUAGUAGUACCCUGGGUCUACAACAUGUUCAAGAGACAUCCUGCUUGCACAUUUAUGAUGCACCGCGAGAUCCGGGAUCCCGCGCUGAAGAAGGAGCUAGAAGAGGAGGGCAUGGACGAUCCAUUCGAUAUGGAGGAGCAGGACCCUAUGCUCACAAAUGCGAUUGAGAGCAGUGUCUGGGAAUUGGUGGCGCUGCAAUCGCACUACCACCCUAACGUGGCGACGUUGGCCAAGAUCAUCUCGGAACAAUUCACAAAGCGGGCGUACAAUCUGGAGGAUUUCCUCGACCACUCUUACAGCGCAUUGCUCGACAUUGAACUCGACCGCGACCUGAAGAAGGAGCCGGAAAUUGAAUUCGAAAUACCAAAACACAUACUCACUGCGGAAGAGGGAGGAUUGAAUCCUUUAGGCCAAUUGCUCACACACGUCAUAGAAGCUAGACCAUCGAUGGACAAUGAGGGCUCGGAGUCGGAGUCGGAGUCGGAGUCGGAUUAGAAGAAUGAUACCCAGUUCACUGCUGUGCCCAC